Messenger RNA from Bombina bombina (fire-bellied toad), 3464 nucleotides. RefSeq names its product transmembrane O-mannosyltransferase targeting cadherins 2 (gene TMTC2). NCBI's taxonomy places the organism in Eukaryota, Metazoa, Chordata, Amphibia, Anura, Bombinatoridae. The record is from RefSeq and is a predicted model, not a curated record. Gene Ontology annotation, cellular component: endoplasmic reticulum membrane. Gene Ontology annotation, molecular function: protein binding; mannosyltransferase activity. Gene Ontology annotation, biological process: protein O-linked glycosylation via mannose. Bases 341 to 2851 code for a protein of 836 amino acids. The transcript is spliced from 12 exons.
AGCAGGAGGAGCUCGGGAGAUUGAAGCACAAGAGGACCAGCAGCCACACCAUCAUCAUCAGCAGCAGCAUUGUUACCCUUGCUAGCAUCGCUCCACAAUAGCAUCAGUGCCACCUUCAGACAAUAGCUGCUACUCAUCUGCGGUAGCUGCUGCCUCCCUGCGUUGCCUGAUGCCAUGGGUUAGAGAGGUGGUGUUAUCCCUGACAAAGCACCGACAGCUCAGUGCACGCCGUGCAAGCAUGGGCUGCGUGCUCCUCUGAGACAGCGACUGACAAAAGACCCAGGGGGGAGCGAAGGAGACACGCUAGUCUAGCAGUACCGAGUGGGCUUCCUGAGGAGAAAUGAUUGCAGAGUUGCUGAGCAGCGCCCUGGGGCUUGUCCUGUAUCUGAACACUCUGGACGCUGAUUUUUGCUAUGAUGACAGCCGUGCUAUCAAGACAAAUCAGGAUCUUCAGCCAGAAACUCCAUGGACACACAUUUUCUUCAACGAUUUUUGGGGAACUUUACUUACACAUAGUGGCAGCCAUAAAUCCUAUCGCCCUCUAUGCACUCUUUCGUUUCGCCUUAAUUAUAUCUUUGGAGGUCUGGAUCCUUGGAGCUACCAUCUUGUUAACGUUUUAUUGCAUUCUGCAGUCACAGGACUCUUCACAAAUCUCUGCAAGGCACUUUUCGGUGGAGGCUGCUGGACCUUUAUUGCGGGUUUUUUGUUUGCUUCUCAUCCGAUACAUACAGAAGCAGUUGCAGGGAUUGUGGGGCGGGCUGAUGUAGGAGCGGGACUUUUUUUCUUACUUUCAUUAUUGUGUUACAUAAAACAUUGUGCAACAAGAGGUUACUCAGCCAGCAGCUGGUGCUGGAUCUUAUGCGCUGGAUUUUGUGCCGCUUGCAGCAUGCUGUGGAAGGAGCAGGGAAUCACUGUACUUGCAGUUUCUGCUAUUUAUGAUAUUUUUGUGUUUCACAAGUUAAAAAUGCGUCACAUUAUCCCUGCUGUCAGUAAGAGGAAGAAUGUGUCCUUCUUCUACAGCAUUGGAUUACUAUCUGCUUGGGGUGUUCUCUUGCUGGGUACUCGAUUCUAUUGGAUGGGUAACACAGCUCCAAGUUUCUCAAAUUCGGACAAUCCAGCAGCUGACUGUGAAAUUUUCCUCACACGUACUCUGACCUUCCUGUAUUUGCCAACAAAGAAUCUGUGGCUGCUUUUCUGCCCUGAUACUCUCAGCUUUGAUUGGUCCAUGGAUGCUGUGCCUCUCAUUAAAACAUUGAUAGACCAGAGGAAUUUACACACUGUGGCCUUCUACAUUUUGCUUUUCCUCCUUGCCUACUCGUGUCUGAAGAGUUCUUCUGCAAAGAAAGAAUGCAAUGGGAAAAUUGUCAUGAAUGGCAAGCAGAAUACUAAUGGGCAUAGCUGUCAGUCGGAAUUAGAAAACAAGAAUUCAGAACAAAGACCUACCAUUGUUUCAAAACUUGAAAAUGGUGUAAAAAACCAUAUUAACCAUGAACUCCAACUUCCUUCAACAGAAAACAUUGUUGUUUUAGCUUUAUCCUUGUUGAUAGUGCCGUUUGUGCCCGCUAGUAAUCUAUUUUUCUAUGUUGGCUUUGUUAUUGCAGAGCGUGUACUAUAUAUACCCAGUAUGGGUUUCUGUUUACUAGUUGCAGUAGGGGCCAGAGCCCUUUAUAUUAAGGCCCAAAAAAACUUUCUCAAAACUUUAUUUUUUUAUGCCAUUGCUGCUUUAAUUAUUUUUUAUGGACUCAAGACUGUUGUCCGUAAUGGAGAUUGGAAGAAUGAGGAAAUGCUUUAUAGAUCAGGAAUAAAAGUAAACCCAGCAAAAGCAUGGGGAAAUCUUGGAAAUGUUCUAAAGAGCCAGAGCAAAAUCUCUGAAGCUGAAAAUGCAUACAGGAACGCACUAUACUACCGAAGCAACAUGGCUGAUAUGCUGUACAAUUUAGGAUUAUUGCUGCAAGAGAACAGCAAGUUUUCAGAGGCUCUACAUUACUACAAAUUAGCAAUUGGUAGCAGGCCUACACUUGCAUCGGCAUACUUGAAUACAGGUAUAAUUCUUAUGAAUCAGGGAAGAACAGAAGAGGCCAAAAGGACAUUCAUUAAGUGCUCAGAAAUUCCAGAUGAAAAUUUAAAAGAUCCUAAUGCUCACAAGAGCUCUGUGACCAGUUGCCUUUAUAACUUGGGGAAAUUAUUUCAUGAGCAAGGGCAACAUGAGGAUGCCCUUGCUGUAUAUAAAGAAGCAAUACAGAAAAUGCCAAGGCAGUUUGCACCACAGAGUUUGUACAACAUGAUGGGAGAGGCCUACAUGAGACUGAACAAGGUGUCAGAAGCUGAACAUUGGUAUAUGGAGUCAUUGAGAUCAAAGUCUGAUCACAUACCAGCACAUCUUACAUAUGGCAAACUGCUAACCUUAACAGGUCGUAAAAGUGAGGCAGAGCAAUACUUCUUGAAGGCAAUUCAGCUGGAUCCCACCAAAGGAAACUGUUAUAUGCAUUAUGGACAAUUUCUGCUAGAAGAAUCUCGUCUUCUGGAAGCUGCAGAGAUGGCAAAGAAAGCGGCAGAACUUGACAGCUCUGAAUUUGAUGUUGUUUUCAAUGCAGCUCACAUGCUUAGGCAAGCCAGUCUGAAUGAAGAAGCUGAAACAUAUUACAAAAAGGCAGCAGCACUAAGACCAAAUUACCCAGCUGCCUUGAUGAAUCUUGGGGCCAUACUUCAUCUAAACGGCAAAUUAGAAGAGGCAGAAACAAACUACCUCCGUGCACUUCAGUUUAAACCAGAUGAUGUGAUCACACAGUCAAAUCUGCGCAAGUUGUGGAAUAUCAUGGAAAAACAAGGAUUAAAGACUUCAAAAACAUGACAUGAGGACUAAAGACAUUUGAGCAGUCACAUUUUGAAAAUAGGCAUGCAGGAACUAGAUGUCCUGCAAAUGUCUAGGGAGUGUUAUUUGCUGCUAAAGAGAGUGCUCUGCAUUUUGGCAUAGUAGUUAUUCCAUGUUAAAAAGGGAAAUGAUAAAUGGGCUAUAAAAUCUCUGCAAGGGAUUAAAAGUGCUUGUAUUAGCCCAGAUAAAGGAAGGCACUUAAAGCAAGAAACGUCUGUACACGCCACGGCGCUAGUGGUUGUGCAUAAUACUUGGAUAGGUUGUAAUAGGUAGAAGUUUCUAAUACAGUUUAAAAUGGUGUAACCACGUACACAAUCUCUUAAUACUAAGACUAUUAUUUGGGUCUGCCAGUUUUUUAAAAUGAAUAUACUAAAUUAAUUAUUGAAUGUCCAGUGCUAUCCAUUAUAUUUGUUAAAUGUUUUCACAAUGUUUGCUUGGGGCCAGUGCUGUUAAAUUAAGCUAAUGGCAUUUUAAAAUAAUGCUAUUGAACAAAUAGUGGUUAAAAAAUACUGGUUUAAAAGGGCAGUAUUAUUCUUUAUAUAUAUAUAUAUAUAUCUAUAUAUAUAUAUAUAUAUAUAUAUAUAUAUACAGU